Messenger RNA from Dromiciops gliroides (monito del monte), 4936 nucleotides. RefSeq names its product anoctamin 8 (gene ANO8). NCBI's taxonomy places the organism in Eukaryota, Metazoa, Chordata, Mammalia, Microbiotheria, Microbiotheriidae. Gene Ontology annotation, biological process: chloride transmembrane transport. Gene Ontology annotation, molecular function: chloride channel activity. Gene Ontology annotation, cellular component: plasma membrane. The coding region runs from base 166 to 3981 and encodes 1271 amino acids. The transcript has 19 exons. The record is from RefSeq and is a predicted model, not a curated record.
GGCGGCUCCAGCGGCUCCAGCAGCGGCGGCUCCUUCCUUCCUUUGUCUUCCGCUAGCCCCGGCGGCGGCUCCGGCCCCAUGCCCCUGCUGCCGCCCGGCCUGGGCUGCGCCCCCCGCGGCCCCUGAGCCCUCCCUCUCCGGACUGCCCGCCCGCCCGCCGCCACCAUGCCCGACACGGCCGGGCCCGGGGCCGGCGGCGCGGCGGAGGGCGAGCGCGGCAAGCGGCCCCCCCCGGAGGGCGAGCCCGCGGCGGCGGCGGCGGGGGCCGGAGUCCUGGACAAGCUGUUUGGGAAGCGGCUGCUACAGGCAGGACGGUAUAUCAUGUCUCACAAGUCAUGGAUGAAGACGGUGCCCACGGAGAACUGUGAUGUCCUCAUGACCUUCCCAGACACGACUGAUGACCACACUCUUCUGUGGCUUCUGAAUCACAUCCGUGUGGGUAUCCCAGAGCUCAUAGUGCAAGUCCGACACCAUCGACACACGCGGACCUACGGCUUCUUUCUCACCGCUACCUAUGAGAGCCUGCUCCGUGGGGCUGAUGAGCUGGGUCUGCGGAAGGCCGUGAAGGCCGAGUUCGGCGGCGGCACUAGGGGCUUCUCCUGCGAGGAGGACUUCAUCUACGAGAACGUGGAGAGUGAGCUUCGAUUCUUCACCUCUCAGGAGCGGCAGAGCAUCAUUCGCUUCUGGCUGGAGAACCUGCGAGCCAAGGCCGGGGAGGCGCUGCACAACGUGCGCUUCUUGGAGGACCAGCCCAUCAUCCCAGAGUUGGCUGCCCGUGGGAUCAUCCAGCAGGUGUUCCCUGUCCAUGAGCAGAGGAUUCUUAACCGGCUUAUGAAGUCCUGGGUGCAGGCUGUAUGUGAGAACCAGCCCCUAGAUGAGAUUUGCGACUACUUUGGGGUGAAGAUUGCUAUGUAUUUUGCCUGGCUGGGUUUCUAUACCUCCGCCAUGGUCUACCCAGCUGUGUUCGGCUCUGUGCUCUACACCUUCACCGAGGCUGACCAGACCAGCCGGGACAUCUGUUGUGUAAUCUUUGCCAUCUUCAAUGUGAUCUGGUCAACACUCUUUCUGGAGGAGUGGAAGCGCCGUGGAGCUGAGUUUGCCUAUAAGUGGGGGACCUUGGACACCCCCGGAGAAGCCAUUGAGGAGCCCCGGCCCCAGUUCAGGGGUAUUCGGCGGAUCAGUCCUGUGACCAACGCUGAGGAGUUUUAUUACCCACCCUGGAAGCGGCUCCUGUUCCAGCUGCUGGUCAGCUUGCCAGUGUGUGCUACCUGCCUCAUUGGGGGCUUCCUGCUCAUGCUCGGCUGCUUCCAGCUGCAGGAGCUGGUGCUCAGUGUGAAGGGGUUGCCACGCCUUGUCCGCUUCCUGCCCAAGAUUGGCCUGGCCCUCUUGGUCAGUGCCUGUGCCGAGGCCUACAAGAAGCUUGCCUAUUGGCUUAAUGACAUGGAGAACUACCGUCUCCAGAGUGCCUAUGAGAAACACCUUAUCGUCAAGAUUGUUUUGUUCCAGUUUGUAAAUUCGUACCUGAGUCUUUUCUACAUCGGUUUCUACCUCAAGGACAUGGAGAGGCUGAAGGAGCUCCUGCUCAUCCUCUCUCUCUCCCAAAGCCUGGAGCGCCAGCUCCGAGCGGCUGUCGUCCCCUACGCCGCCCUCCGUCUCCGGCUUCUCCUCUUCUCCUUCCAGAGCCUCCUGGCUCUGGCCAAGGCCAGAAUGUUAGCCACCCUGCUUAUCACCCGUCAGUUCCUGCAGAAUAUCCGAGAGGUACUACAGCCACACCUGUACCGCCGGCUGACCAGUGGGGACCUGAGCACCCGCACCCUCUGGCAGUUCUCCAAGACUUUCUUGCAGCUGCUCACCCACAGGCCUCCUGUCCCCGAGACCCGGCCCCGAGAGCCGCUGGCAGGGCCACCUGAGCCCAGGGCCCAGGAGGGCAGUGGCAGUGGGGGCCGGAAGUGCCUCAAUGGGGGCUGCGGGGUCCCUGAGGAGGAGGAGGAGGAGCGUCGGAGGCGGGCUGGGGAGGGUGGGGAAGAAGCGGGUCGGGGUGGGGGUGGGGAAGAGGAGGAGGAAGAGGAGGAGGAGGACGAUGAGGAGGAAGAGGAUGAGGAAGAAAGCCUUCUGGACUGCGGCCUAAAGCUAAGGAAGGUGAGCUUUGCUGAGCGGGCUGAGCGGCAGCGACGGGCAGGCCCGACAGGUCCCGAGAACUUCCUGGAAGAGGGUAGCCCGACCAUGGUGGACAAGGGCCUGGACCCAGCGGCCGUGUUUGCCUUGUGUGAGGAUGAAGAGGACGCUGAGGAGCCUUCAGACAGUCCUGGCCGGGAGCCCCUAGAAGCCCCUGGGAGCCUACGAGGGGAACGGCCCGGUGGUGAGGGCCGAGACCAGGGUGCUGGUGAUGACGAGGCCGAGGCCUCGGGCCUGGGAGAGGACAAGCGGAGAAAGUACAACCGCACAUCCUGGAUCGACCCACCAGAGGAAGAUUAUUCCCCCCAGUUGACCCAGGCUGAGCUGGAGAGCUGCAUGAAAAAAUAUGAGGACCCCUUCCAGGACUACCAGGAGAUGUUUGUACAGUUCGGCUACGUGGUGCUCUUCUCCUCGGCCUUCCCCCUGGCCGCCCUUUGUGCCCUGGUCAACAACCUCAUUGAGAUCCGCAGCGACGCCUUCAAGCUCUGCACAGGCCUCCAGCGGCCUUUUGGGCAGCGUGUAGACAGCAUCGGGCAGUGGCAGAAGGUGAUGGAGGCCAUGGGCAUCCUGGCCAUUGUGGUGAACUGCUACCUGAUUGGUCAGUGUGGGCAACUUCAGCGUCUCUUCCCCUGGCUGAGCCCAGAGGCCGCCAUCAUCUCCGUGGUAGUGCUGGAGCACUUUGCCCUGUUUCUGAAGUACCUCAUCCAGGCGGCCAUCCCUGACAUCCCUGCCUGGGUGGCUGAGGAGAUGGCCAAGCUGGAACACCAGCGGCGAGAGGCCUUCAAGAAACACGAGCGCCAGGCUCAGCAUCACUACCAGCAGCAGCAACGGCGAAGGCGGGAGGAGGAAGAGCGGCAAAGACACGCGGAGCACCAUGCUCGACGGGAACGUGAGGCUGGGCGUGAGGAAGGCCGGGCCGAGGGCAGCGGUCCAGACCUUGCCCCCGAGAAGGCACCGGCCAAGGCCAAGGGUGGGCCCGGCCCAGAUCGGCCCAAGAGGCCAGGCUCCCUGCUCGCCCCCAACAAUGUCAUGAAACUCAAGCACAUGAUCCCCCUCCAGGGGAAAUUUCUGUCCUCAUCCUCUUCGUCAUCCUCCUCCUCCUCUGCAGGGGGUGCUGGCCCAACUACACGUCAGCCUCAGGCACCCUCGCCCACGGGGGAAAACCGCCUGCCUGCCUUCCUCAGCUUUAAGUUCCUCAAGUCUCCCGAAGCCAAGCGAGACCAUGAGCGCAGCCACUCGCCCCCCAAGCCCUUCCAUGCCGGCAAGCUCUUCCCAUUUGGGGGCCGGGCAGAAUCCGCCGCCACGUCUAACGGGGCAGGCGGGGGGCAGGCGCGACCCGACAGCGCUCCCAGCAAGGCCCAGCGCCCUGGGCUGGCAGAUGAGGCCGGCGGGGACGAGCCAGAUGCCCGUGCAGAGGACGAAGGCUCAGGGACAGCGCAGCUGGCUCCUGGCAUCCCCUCCCGCGCCCACCGCCGGAGCCCCGCACCACCACGCCGCUCCUGCCCACCGUCGCCCAAUACGCCCCCGCCCACGGGCUGCUGGCAGUGGGAGGGCCCCUGGAGUUGUGGGGGUGAUGGGAGUGCUGCUAGAGGAGAGGGCCAUGGAGCCGAAUGCCCACCCUGUGCCCGGGCCCCAGGGAGCCCUGCCUGGGUCCCUGCCCCACUCCCUGCACCCCCUGCUCAGGGUGAUGCCAGCUUCUCCAGCCCCCCACUCCCAGGGCCCUACCCUCUGCCCCCAGCUGACAGCCCCAGCCCUAGCCCCAGCCCCAGCCCCCAAGCCAUCUGCUGGCCAGCUGGGUGGCACUAGGCAGCCCCACCUCCUUCCCAGUGGCCCCUCCACUCCUGAAGCCCUGGGCUUUCCUUCAUUCACAUAUGCAAUAUGAGUUAUUAAUGCAAGGAGCUGAGGCUGAGCAUGACUGCUGGUGGCCAGCCUGUCCUCUCCAGGCCAGGCCAGUGAGGGGAGUGCGGUGGGUUAGGAUGUGUCCAGUCAGGGGAAAGCCAGCCUAGCCUGGCCUAGCAAGAGGCCUGAGGGGUCGGGAUCCCCUGGUCCUAUGUGUUUACUCCCCAGCCACUCCCUAGGGCUCUGGGGGUUGGCCACUGUUCAGAGGUGAAGAGGAAAAGGCAAGUUUUUUGCUGUCUUCUUUCUUUCAAUCUGGAAGGAAAUACCUAACGGGGAUUAUUUUGAUUUCUUCUUAAUUUAUUUUGUCAUAUUUUUGUAAACUUUGCAGAAAUGCAAUAAAAAUAUAUUUCAACAACCCUGUCUGGUGGAAAAUGGCAAGAGGAGUGAUGACUCGGGGCACCCUGAGGUGCCUCCUUCACUUUAACACCAGCCAGGUCCCCUCACUCCUACCCUCAGACCAAGAACCCUUUAAUCCAAUCUCCACAUCCAGUCAUGCACAACCUCCUCCAAUGCCGCCGCUGCCACUCCCCACCCCCCGAUAGUGGGCACUUCUUCAUGGCCCAACUCAUUUGUCCUAAAAAUGCAGCGGUGUGGGACCAGGAAGUCAGCCCAGAAAGCAGGCCCAGCCCACGGACUAUAUCCUACUCCUCCUCCUUCCUCCCCACAGGGCCUGGGUUACAAGACCCAGCCUGGAUGACUGGGCAAGAGCUUCAGGUUUCCAUGCGUAAAAUGGCUCCCUUCCCCCAUGCCCUCAUUUCUUUGGGCCCUGCUCUGCUUCCUCUUUUUUGGUUUCUAGACCCUGGUGAACCUGGAGGGUAGGCUGGCCCCAAGCCCAGGGUCCUGAGAGGCUCCCAGAACUCAC